This is a messenger RNA of Pyricularia grisea, 2501 nucleotides long. RefSeq lists its product as uncharacterized. Lineage: Eukaryota; Fungi; Ascomycota; Sordariomycetes; Magnaporthales; Pyriculariaceae. The record is from RefSeq and is a predicted model, not a curated record. Bases 505 to 2271 code for a protein of 588 amino acids. Gene Ontology annotation, molecular function: magnesium ion transmembrane transporter activity. Gene Ontology annotation, cellular component: membrane. Gene Ontology annotation, biological process: magnesium ion transport. The transcript has 2 exons.
CAUCUCACUACUCAUACAUAUACAUGUACUGCUACCUCCACACCCGGCAAGCGAGCGCGACAAAGUGUCACCGCCUUGAAAUGUAUGAUUCACGAACAACUGACCCAACAAAAACCGCUUAACAGUCUACUGCUAUAUGUUAUCAUGCCUCCCAUGUCUUGAAUCCUUUGGCGCCGUUUUGGGGUCUCCCUUCAUCCAGUUCUAGAAGCUCAGCCGUACCGCCUCAAGCCAGUUACAAAGCAACGGUGCACGAGGGGCCUGUCAUCGACAUCAUCACUUUAAAACAAUCACUCACAUCUAGAGGCUCUUGUCUUUCCUAUUCCUGCUCGACGGCAUUUUGAUCUACUUAAACACGCCUGGAUUUUCUCUAUACUCUUAGAACGCCGUCUCGCUUGCUCGGUCUCGAUAAACAGCCGGUUUCUUCGGGCUAUGCGAGGUCGGAAGAGCGCAUCACUUGUAUUAUACUGCCGCCAGAUGAUACCCUGAUUACCAUCCACCAGCGCAAUGGGCUCAAUCGGCGAUUUAUCCCCAGGAGGGAGCAUAGCCGUCGGAAUCAUUGUCGGCUUGUUAUCCACAGGUGUACAAAGCCUUGGAAUAACACUUCAACGCAAAUCACACAUCCUUGAAGACGAAAAGAGUCCCCACGAUAUACGAAGACCACCACACCGCAGGAGAAGAUGGCAAAUUGGCAUGGGCAUGUUUAUAGUCUCCAACUUGCUGGGUAGUACCGUUCAGAUUUCGACGCUUCCGCUCCCAGUUCUCUCGACUCUCCAGGCCUCAGGCCUGGUCUUCAACUCGAUAUGCGCUUCCCUAAUUCUGGGGGAGCCGUUCACACAGUGGUCCAUCGGUGGCACGUUGCUUGUUUGCACCGGUGCGCUACUGAUCGCCAUCUUUGGAGCCAUCCCGAGCCCUCCGCAUACACUCGACGAGCUUCUCAUUCUGCUUGGCCGCACCCCAUUCGUGGUCUGGAUGUGUCUGCAAGCCGUGCUUGUCAUUGCUGUGGCGGCUGCGACGGAGUCUCUCAAUCACAUUUUCAAGAAACUGGCGCAGAACCCUAGGUUUCGGCUGGUCCGAGGCUUGGCUUAUGGCUGCAUCAGUGGUAUUUUGUCGGCACACUCGUUGCUUGUGGCCAAAUCUGCAGUGGAGCUUGUCAUCAAAACGCUGACAGGUGGAAGUAACCAGUUUGUCCAUUGGCAAUCGUGGGUUUUACUUCUUGCCCUCGUGACACUGGCCCUAACUCAGCUAUACUAUCUACACAGGGGCCUCAAGCUCGUUUCCACGUCGGUCCUAUAUCCAUUGGUGUUUUGCGUCUACAACAUCAUUGCCAUCCUUGAUGGUCUCAUUUACUUUGACCAAAUGAACCAGCUUAGCCUGAAGAGUGCCCUACUCAUCGCAUUGGGCACUGUCAUUUUGCUUUCUGGUGUCUUGGCACUCUCGUGGCGUCUCAGCGAUGAGCAGCAUCCGCCAGCAGUCGGCCAGUCUACGCUUGCGCCAGGUCUGGGCCUUGUCGAGGACACGGAUGGCGAAGAAGACGACGAGGAAGGUCUCCUGCUCGCUUCAGACUUUGGCGGUGUCGGAGACGAGGAUGAUGUCCUAGCGUCGAGCACUUACACAACAUACCAGACGGUGGGCAAUGAACGCAGGCCAUCGCUGCUCGCACUGGGAGAUCAACCAAGACCUCUAUCCCUGAAUCUCACACCAACGCGGAAGAAGACGUCUUACUCUUCGAAGCGUACGAGCUGGGCGGAGCGUGUCGAAAUUUGGGGCGAGCUUGAGGACCUCGAACGACCUGCAUCUCCAGCCUUUAGCAGAAGUCGGAGCCAUACACUACCUUCCAUGGUCGGUGGAUAUGACAUGUCACCUCGCAGAGGGUUCAGUAGCGGCAGUCCAUUUGGUCCCGGCGGCGCGGCGGUCCCUGAAGCGGCCGAGGACGCAGGGGAUGAUGCAGACACUGAGGCUCAACAUGGUCGUUUACGACUCCGUCGCCGCAGGCGGUCCACCGGAUUUCCAGGAUUUCAUGCUAGGAAGACUCGAAGGAAGAGUUCAGGAGGACUCCAAGACGCUAUCAGCGGACUCUGGAGAAACAGGUGGUGGAACACGUCAUCUGGGUCCAAGGGCAAAGGUCCUGCUGCCAACCCACAAGGGGAUGACAUACCUGCUUUCCCCCCUUAUAGGGAUGACCCCGAUGAUGAAGAACAUGGUGGGCCAAGUCCGAACAGUCCAAGCUCUUCGAGACGUGACGGACCACCAGGGAACGAUUCGAGCGUAUAAAAUAUUGACUAUGAGUUGGAGUAGGCGUUUUUAAUUUGAAAUGUUAUGACAUUUAUACAGCUGAUGGUUCCACGUCAGCAAAACCCCAGGCUUGAUUCAUUACCUUUCUUUCAACGUGUUCAUUAAGUUAUGGUCUUUUCAAAAUAGACAGCGACUAUUGUAUACCUUCUCCUUAGCUCGCUCAUCUCUUAGCAACCAAGACUACUGGCUCACCGUUCUUUAUCUGAACG